Molecule: messenger RNA, 633 nt
Organism: Aspergillus thermomutatus
Lineage: Eukaryota; Fungi; Ascomycota; Eurotiomycetes; Eurotiales; Aspergillaceae
Exons: 3
Coding region: 1-633 (210 amino acids)
Source: RefSeq, a predicted model, not a curated record
AUGAGCAUCAGACUCCGACCAUACGAGCCCAGCAUGUCCCCGGAUCUCUCCCUUUCACAAUCGACUUUGGUCUCCGCAUCUCCUCCAUCAUCAGUCGAGAGAUACUGCGAAGCGCUGGAUGCACUGAACGCCAGCAACCAUAACCUCGAAUACAAGAUCGCCAAGAUCCAAUCACGCAACCUUCGCCUCAAACUCGACUUGAUGAGACUCCAGCGACACAUCACAUCCUUCCAUCACGAUCUCCUUGCCACAUGGGAAGCCGACAUCCUGACAAGUCUCAUCGAAGUGGUUCACCAACGACAAGGUCGGAAAUUACCCAGGGGAUACGCCAUCAGCGACCUUCAAAGGCUCGACCGAAAGGUUCUGUCGGCGGUCUAUACCACGGCAGCGGCGAGAAUCGGCAGGAGGACACUUAGGAGUACGUUCGGUCUAUCACAGCAUUAUUGGUUAGCAUUGCGGAAGUACGAUGAGAUUGCGCAUCUGCGAAGUACAAGUCCUUCUCGCACGGAGGGUACGUUUGCUCGAUGGUUGAUGACAGAAAGGGAGAGGAAUCCCAAACGAGCGGGUUUCUGGGCCAGAUUGUUUCCUGUCUGUUAUGGUAGGACUGUGGAAGAGAGCUCGAAGAAAGUGUGA